Messenger RNA from Carassius carassius (crucian carp), 3278 nucleotides. It is a transcript of the gene lonp1, whose product is annotated as lon peptidase 1, mitochondrial. The transcript is spliced from 18 exons. Gene Ontology annotation, molecular function: ATP hydrolysis activity; ATP binding; ATP-dependent peptidase activity. Lineage: Eukaryota; Metazoa; Chordata; Actinopteri; Cypriniformes; Cyprinidae. Gene Ontology annotation, biological process: chaperone-mediated protein complex assembly; protein catabolic process; protein quality control for misfolded or incompletely synthesized proteins. Bases 1 to 2928 code for a protein of 975 amino acids. The record is from RefSeq and is a predicted model, not a curated record. Gene Ontology annotation, cellular component: mitochondrial matrix.
AUGGCGGCGUACAUGCGAGCGUGGAGAUCGUUGGGUCCGGCGUCCAGCAGCGCGUCCUCCGCCGCUUCAGUCGCGAUCAGAGCCGGGUUACACGCGCUGCUCCCGCGCCGCUUCCUCCACCUCCACCUCCGGCGCUCCUACUCCAGCGUCUCCUGCAGAAAGUCCUUACGCGACGCCAGGAUCGCGGCAUCCGUGCUGAGUGACAGGUGGAGUCGGGUCACGGCGGGCUCCGCACUCCUCGAUGGCGGCGGUCAGAGGCGCUUUCUGUUCGGGAACAAGGGCAGUGGCUUCUCUGGGGAGGACGGAGCCGAGAGCACCGCCGGAUCUUCUGGAGAUGAUGAGUCCGGAGGUGAUGAAGGCCCCUACCCUCCUCCUCCACCGGAGAUGACAGCGCUCACCACGAUGCUCGUGCCCGAGGUCUUCCCGAACGUGCCUCUCAUCGCCGUUAACAGGAACCCGGUGUUCCCCAGAUUCAUCAAAAUCAUCGAGGUCAAAAACAAGCAACUGGUGGAGCUGUUGAGGGGUAAAGUGCGUCUCGCUCAGCCGUACGCUGGGGUUUUCUUGAAGAAAGAUGACAAUAAUGAGUCGGACGUGGUGGAGAGUCUGGAUGCGGUGUAUCACACCGGGACGUUUGUGCAGAUCCACGAGAUGCAGGACCUCGGAGACAAGCUUCGGAUGAUCGUGAUGGGACACAGAAGAAUCCGCAUCAAUAAGCAGCUGGACGUGGAGCCGGAGUCGCUGGAGGCAGAAGGCGAGCAGCCGAAAGCUCUGCGGAGGAAGCAGAAACGAUUGCGCAAGGACUCGGCGUCGCUGCCGGAGGCGAUGGAGGAGAAGGUGCAGGAGGCGGGGUUUAUGGUGGAGGCACUUCCUCCGCCCGGCGUCCUCAUGGUGGAGGUGGACAACGUGGUCCACGAGGACUUCCAGGUCACAGAAGAGGUCAAGGCCCUGACUGCGGAGAUCGUCAAGACUAUUCGUGACAUUAUUGCUCUGAAUCCACUGUACAGAGAGUCUGUGCUCCAGAUGAUGCAAGCGGGUCAGAGAGUGGUGGACAAUCCCAUUUACCUGAGCGACAUGGGGGCGGCACUGACCGGGGCCGAAUCGCACGAGCUACAGGACGUCCUGGAGGAAACAAACAUUCCCAAACGACUCUACAAGGCCCUUUCGCUGCUGAAGAAAGAGUACGAGCUUAGUAAACUACAGCAGCGUCUUGGCAGGGAGGUUGAAGAGAAGAUCAAGCAGACGCACAGGAAGUACCUCCUCCAGGAGCAGCUGAAGAUCAUUAAGAAGGAGCUCGGUCUGGAGAAAGAGGACAAAGACGCCAUCGAGGAGAAGUUCAGGGAGAGGCUGAAGGAUCGGACUGUACCUCAACACAUCAUGGACGUGAUUAACGAGGAGCUGAACAAACUGGCACUGUUAGAUAACCACUCCUCAGAGUUCAAUGUUACCCGUAACUACUUGGACUGGCUGACCUCCAUGCCUUGGGGCACCAACAGCGAGGAAAACUUAGAGUUGGCUCGAGCCAAAGAGGUGUUGGAAGAAGACCACUAUGGAAUGGAGGACGUCAAGAAGCGCAUUCUGGAGUUCAUAGCCGUAAGCCAGCUAAGAGGCAGCACACAGGGAAAGAUCUUGUGUUUCUAUGGGCCUCCUGGAGUUGGAAAGACCAGUAUAGCCCGCUCAAUCGCCAGAGCCCUUAAUCGCGAAUACUUCCGCUUUAGCGUGGGAGGCAUGACAGAUGUGGCGGAAAUUAAAGGCCACAGGAGAACAUAUGUUGGUGCAAUGCCGGGAAAAAUCAUCCAAUGUCUAAAGAAAACCAAGACUGAAAACCCAUUGGUUCUUAUUGACGAGGUGGACAAAAUAGGUCGAGGUUACCAGGGGGACCCAUCUUCGGCGCUUCUUGAGCUUUUAGAUCCAGAACAGAAUGCUAACUUUCUUGACCACUACCUGGAUGUCCCCGUUGACCUGUCUAAGGUGCUUUUCAUUUGUACAGCCAAUGUUCUCGACACCAUUCCGGAGCCCUUGAGAGACCGAAUGGAAAUGAUCAACAUAUCAGGCUACGUUGCUCAGGAGAAACUGGCUAUAGCUGAGAAAUACUUGGUACCUCAAUUGCGAACUCUAUGCGGUUUGGAUACGGAGAAGGCGAAAAUCACCCCUGAGGCUCUGAGCGUCCUCAUCAGACAGUACUGCCGGGAGAGCGGCGUCAGGAACCUUCAGAAGCAAGUCGAGAAGGUGUUCCGGAAAGUAGCGUUCCGGAUCGUCAACUGCGAGGAAACGGAGGUCAACGUCACUCCGGAGAACCUUCAGGAUUACGUCGGGAAGCCCAUCUUCACCGUGGACCGGAUGUAUGACGUCACACCGCCGGGAGUCGUCAUGGGACUGGCGUGGACGGCAAUGGGGGGUUCAACGCUCUUCAUCGAGACAUCUCUGAGGCGACCGAGAGAACCGCAAGGGAAAGAUGGUGCCAAAGAGGGAUCGCUGGAGCUCACGGGGCAGCUGGGAGACGUGAUGAAAGAAAGCGCCAAGAUUGCUUACACAUUUGCGCGCUCGUUCCUCAUGAAGGAACAACCCGACAACGAUUUCCUUGUGGGCUCCCACAUACACCUCCAUGUGCCUGAGGGUGCAACUCCCAAAGACGGGCCGAGUGCAGGAUGCACUAUUGUGACUGCUUUGCUGUCCUUGGCCACCGACACACCAGCGCGUCAGAACGUGGCCAUGACGGGAGAACUGUCCCUGACCGGGAAGAUCCUGCCUGUUGGAGGAAUCAAGGAAAAGACCAUCGCUGCGAAGAGAUGUGGCGUAACCUGCAUCAUCCUGCCUGCAGAAAACAGAAAGGACUUUUCAGACCUGGCAGAAUACAUCACUGAAGGACUAGAAGUGCAUUUCGUAGAAAACUACAGCGAGAUCUACAAAAUCGUGUUCUCUGGACAAUAAUAAUAAUUCGCGUUUUUUUUAACUUUCGAUAUGCUGUGAUUAUGAAUCAUCUGUGUCAGGAAAUCACAAGCACACAGAUCCAGGUUAAUCGGUGCUUUCUGUCUGUCGCUGUUAGUUUUAAACCCACAGAAGCAGGUUAAUGCCGUUGCCUCUCGAUUCGUGAGACGUGGAUCAGAAAGUCUUGAGCGACGUGGACAAGAUUCCCGAAACCCUUUAGAGACUCUGGGAUCCUGAACUUGCUGCAAUGCAGCCUCCAGUGAGGAUUAUAUAUCCACAUCUCGUGUCAUAUUUGUAAAUAACUGCCUUAAUUGUACUCUCUCAAAUCAUUAACAUUAAAUAUAUAUGAAACA